AUGGCUACGACCACUUUCGCUCAAGCAGGUCCAUCAGAACCAUCCACACCAUGGCCUGCACCAGCUAUAGAAGCUUCCACACACGGUGCUAUAGCAUUUUGUCAAGUCUACUAUGAAACUUAUGAUGAACCACUUCGACGAGUAUCCGAAAUCCCAUUACUAUAUCAUCCCGGUGCUAAACUCAUCUGGAACGGAAACCUCGUACCUACUACCUCAACCGAACUCACAGCUUGGCUGGAAGCAUUCCCAUAUUCAAGACAUGAUCUACAAACACUUGAUUGUCAUCCUGCCGAAUCUCCAACACCAACAUCCCCUCCUGAUCUCAUAGUCAACGUCACUGGAUCAGUAUUCAGCGGACCUGCUUCUUUUCCUCUGCACGGGACUAGCGGGGCCAACCAACCUAAUCCUGAUAAAGCGAGGAAAUUCCAUCAAAUGUUCAUGUUGCGUGCCGUAGCCGGAGAGGGCGGUUUACAACCUAUGUAUAAGAUCCAGACAAACAAUUUCAGAUAUAUCGGAUAG
Tremella mesenterica DSM 1558 is the source of this 519-nucleotide messenger RNA. RefSeq lists its product as uncharacterized. Gene Ontology annotation, cellular component: nuclear pore central transport channel. The transcript has 5 exons. The record is from RefSeq and is a predicted model, not a curated record. Gene Ontology annotation, biological process: protein import into nucleus. NCBI's taxonomy places the organism in Eukaryota, Fungi, Basidiomycota, Tremellomycetes, Tremellales, Tremellaceae. Bases 1 to 519 code for a protein of 172 amino acids.